AUGGCUGACGAUUCGAACGCCAUAUUACGUCGCCGCUCGUCUCUCCGUCAGCAGCGUCGUCUGUCUCUACAGUAUGAGAACAAUUCCUGGGCCGCACCUCCGUCUGGAACUAUCUACGCUGGUCUAUCGACAUUACGCGAGGACGAUACAUUGACAAUUGCAAUCGCCAUUCGCGAUACCACCUAUCUCCUAGACUUCAUUCAGGAAUCGCUCACCUUAAAAGAUGACCAGUCGUUAUGCUCCGUGCUGGAGAAAUUCGUGAUAGACCAAUUGCAAGAAUGGAGUGACGCCCAUAUGGAGAAGUUCAUCGGCUUGGCGAUGCCAGAGCGCAUCGCGAAACAAUACCCCAGCCUGUGCUCGAGGCUCUGGGCUGAGCUGGAUAUCAUACCUCUAGUCCUCCCCGAAGGAAGUAGAAGGGAGGGUGAUGACAAGUUCACUUUCGGCAUUCCCGACUCCACAACCUGGAAGAUUAGAGUGUUGUCUAGUUUGUUUGGUCCAGAGAAUAUCCCCCUGCUUCAGGUCGGCUUCCUUGGUAUAGUAGAGGUCGACACUGCAUUCCAUGUGCGCUUGACCAACCUGGAGGACUUCCAGAAGACGGUAUAUCCCAAGACCUGGAAGGCUGUUCAACAUUAUGCGACCGACCUCAAGGAAAGAAAAACCAAAAUUGCCUUUUUCAGUGCCACCCCUCAAGGUGGAGGUGUAGCCCUCAUGAGACAUUCUCUUGUGAGAUUUUCGUAUUCCUUGGGUACCGAUAUCACAUGGUACGUGCCCAAGCCACGGCCGGGCGUUUUCCGUGUAACCAAAAACAAUCACAACAUUUUGCAGGGUGUCGCUUCCCCUGAGGAGCGGUUGAGCGAGGAGGACUGGGCGCAGGUGACGGAGUGGGUCAAUGAGAAUGCAAAGAGAUACUGGUUGAUUCCAGGAGGCCCUCUGCAACACCCUAAAGAUGGAGGAGCCGACGUGGUGAUUAUUGAUGACCCGCAGAUGCCCGCAUUGAUUCCCAUUGCGAAGCAAAUUGCCCCGGACCGACCGGUGAUCUUUCGUAGUCACAUCCAACUCCGCAGUGACUUGAUUGACAAACCGGGGACUCCCCAGGCAGAAGCAUGGGGGCGGCUCUGGGAAACCAUCAAACUGGCAGAUAUCUACAUUAGCCACCCAGUGAAGUCUUUUGUUCCUAAGACCGUACCCCGAGAGAAGGUGGGAUACAUGCCUGCGUCGACGGACUGGUUGGAUGGUCUGAACAAAAACAUGCGAGAAUGGGACAUUGCCUAUUAUGGCCGGGUUUUCAAUUCAUUCUGCAGAAACUCGGGCAUGCCCACCAUCGACUACCCUGAAGAUGAAUAUAUCGCUCAAAUUGCACGCUUUGAUCCGUCGAAGGGCAUCCCAGAGGUUGUGGAAUCCUACGUCAAAUUCCAUCGGCGGUUCACAGCUGCGUUUCCCGACAGACGGGCUCCCAAGCUGUUGAUCUGUGGCCAUGGCUCUGUUGAUGACCCAGACGGCACGGUGAUUUAUGACGCCGUUGUCACGCAUAUCGAGGAGAACCUCCCGGAUCUCGCAGAGCAGAUUUGCGUUGUGCGACUGGGUCCUUCAGAUCAGCUGCUGAAUGCCCUUCUCUCAAAGGCUAAGGUGGCUCUACAAUUGUCCACACAGGAAGGAUUCGAAGUUAAAGUGUCGGAAGCCAUUCACAAAGGAACACCAGUCAUCGCAACCAGGGCUGGUGGCAUCCCUCUUCAAGUGGCGGACAAGCAGAACGGCUUCCUCGUGGAGGUAGGGGAUACCGACGCAGUGGCCCAGCAUUUGUUGGACCUCUGUACGGACGAUGAGCUGUAUGAGCGCAUGCACAAGUUUGCGCUCAACAAUGUGUGCGACGAAGUGAGCACCGUCGGCAAUGCACUGAACUGGCUCUACCUAGCUUCGAAGCUGUCCAAGUCCGAAGAUAUCAAGCCGAACGAGCGAUGGAUUAACGACAUGGCUCGCGCCGGGGCGGGCCAGGAGUACACCAGCGAUGAAAGCAGAUUGGUGCGGGAGCUUUGCCCCCAGAAUGGCGUGAACGGACACCAAAACUAG
This is a messenger RNA of Aspergillus oryzae RIB40, 2067 nucleotides long. RefSeq names its product putative trehalose synthase (Ccg-9) (gene ccg9). The record is from RefSeq and is a predicted model, not a curated record. NCBI's taxonomy places the organism in Eukaryota, Fungi, Ascomycota, Eurotiomycetes, Eurotiales, Aspergillaceae. Bases 1 to 2067 code for a protein of 688 amino acids. The transcript has 6 exons. Gene Ontology annotation, molecular function: glycosyltransferase activity.